Molecule: messenger RNA, 1197 nt
Organism: Fimicolochytrium jonesii
Lineage: Eukaryota; Fungi; Chytridiomycota; Chytridiomycetes; Spizellomycetales; Powellomycetaceae
Product: glycoside hydrolase superfamily
Exons: 5
Coding region: 1-1197 (398 amino acids)
Biological process (GO): chitin catabolic process; carbohydrate metabolic process
Cellular component (GO): extracellular region
Molecular function (GO): chitinase activity; chitin binding
Source: RefSeq, a predicted model, not a curated record
AUGCGCUUCUCGGUCGCCUUCCUGUUGUCGUUGCUCGCCUUCCUGGUUACCGCCGUCUAUGCCAGCCCUCUCUCCGAGUCGUCCGUGGACACUGCCACCUGUCCCUCGAGAAACUUCCAAGUCGUGGGUUACUUCUACGGUGAAACCAGCGACAUCCCUAAUGUUCAGUUUAACAAGGUCACUAUCCUCAACUUCGCUUUCGCGACUCCUCAGGCGAAUGGUACUUUGGAGCCCGAAUCAGGGUCUUGGGAUACCCUGGUCGCACUCAGAGCGGCUGCGGCUGCAUCUGGCUCCAAAACGAAGGUGGUUUUGAGUAUUGGAGGAUGGGGUGGAAGCACCUUCUUCAGUGUCAUUCCUAGAAGCCCUCAACUCAGAGCCAAUUUCACAUUGACUGGGAGUUCCCGGGAAGCGAGGGAGCGCCUGGCAACACCAUUGAUCCCUUCGAUGUUGACAACCUGCUCCUCCUGGUUCGAGAGCUUCGUGCCGCUCUCCCCAAGGGGCUCUUUGAUCACGGCCGCUGUUUCCAUCGAUCCUUGGAUCCGCAACGGCACGGAAGUGACGGAUCUCUCUGCAUUCGCCCGAGUCAUGAACUACGUUUACCCCAUGGUGUACGAUACCGUCGGCGAAUGGACUGAAACGACCGGAUCCGACUCUCCCUUCUCCUUGUUCCGCGGCGCUAUCAACACCUGGACAGGCCUAGGCUUCGCUCCAUCUCAAGUCGUGCCGGGCAUCCCCUUCUACGGCAAAACCUUCCACGGCGUACCUCCCACCAACAACGGUCUCAACCAACCCUACAACGGCACCGUAGACGAUGGCCAGCCUUAUAACACCCAGAUUGAGGUCGUCAGCGGUCCUGGAUGGCAGCGUCAUUGGGACACUGCCGAGAAAGAAUCCUUCUGGUACAACGCCGCCGAGGCAUCGUUCACCACCUUGCCUGACCCACGCUUUGCUCGACAGCGCACCCGAUACGCGUUGAGGAACGCCGGCGGAAUCAUGUUCUGGGCUAUUAACAACGACAACGGUGAUCUCUUGAAUGCUAUUCAUCAGACGGUGGUCAGGGGCUGCAUUCCCGAAUCUACUGCUCGUGGCGAUGAUGAUGUUGCUGUUGAGGCUCAGGCUCAACGCCGUGUGCCCUGCAAUGAGGUGGACUGCCACCAACGUGGGCGCAACCGUAUCUUCCGAUCCCAGUCGGCGUAG